Drosophila suzukii is the source of this 1398-nucleotide messenger RNA. NCBI's taxonomy places the organism in Eukaryota, Metazoa, Arthropoda, Insecta, Diptera, Drosophilidae. The record is from RefSeq and is a predicted model, not a curated record.
AAGGAUGAUAGAAAACUACUGUUUAUUUUGCUAAAGUACCUAUCGGAAAUCGACUUUGAAUUUGCAGAUUAAGUGAACAACGGCAUUUCUAUUCUAUUCUUCAAAAAUAAUGAAUUCUUUUAAAUACUUUGUUUUUUCCAUUGACUUUUGCGAAUCAAGCUAAUCAGUUGAUGGUGAGUCGCCAAUGAUAAGCUUGAAAACCCGAUACCGAUAGAAAAUAAUAAAACCAGUGUGCAAAAAUAAUUGGAAAUUUGCUGGAAACAAUUUGUUCUAUUAUACAGAGUUCUAUUUUUCUAAUAUGGAUUUGAAGUACCACAAUAAAGAUGUUGUGCUAGAGAUCAAGGGAUCGGACGCGCUCUUUCUCAACACCUCCAUUUUGGACGUGUUGAAGUCUUUGAAGGAAUUGUCCGAGCCAGCCGGAGAUGCAAAUUCUGGCCGUGUCCCCAAGAGACGGAGGGAAGAAGAAGAAGAGCCUAAGACACCCGAAAAAAAAGGACGGAAACUAAGUUUCGACGACGUGGGCUUCGAGCAAUCGAACUCAUUCGAGGAGCUGGAGGCCAGUGGCUCCAGCCAGUCACCACUCCAUCCUCACUCAUCAUUCGAGGAGCUGGAGGCCAGUGGCUCCAGCCAGUCACCACUCCAUCCUCACUCAUCAUUCGAGGAGCUGGAGGCCAGUGGCUCCAGCCAAACUACUCUCCAUCCUCACUCAUUAUUCGAGGAGCUGGAGACCAGUGGCUCCAGCCAAAAAACUCUCCAUCCUCACUCACCCUUCGAGGAGCUGGAGGCCAGUGGCUCCAGCAAGUCAACUCUCCAUGGCUCACCCGAGACAGAGACCCUCGCCCACUCGUCGCCCUUGCAGCCUCUGAGCCACAUACGAAACACCGAGGACCUAAAGGCAGGCGAGGUCUCAUGGUUCCCACAAGCCAAGACAUGGAGACUAAACGUGGAUGAGAUCCGCAAGGUCUACCGGGACAGGCUAGAGAGGGUUCAUGACUGCUUGGAGUGCGGCGUCAUCCUCCACAGCCACAAAGCCCUAGCCGAGCAUGAGAAGUUGGACGACCACGUCCAGGAAAAGGAGCGAAUCGAAAAUUUUUUUUAAUUCCAAGGUAAAAUCUAUGUGUCCAAUCUGUGGAGCUAAAGCUGGAAACAAAACGAAGCUGAGGAACCACGUGAUCAGCACUUCCGGUGGACCUUUGAUUGCAAAAAGUGUCCGAAGUUGUUUUGCUCAAUCAGGAGCUACAGGGACCAUCUACAUCCGCCAGUUUCAAAGGAAGAAAAAUAUGCCUGCGAGUGUAUAUAUUGUAUAUUAUUUGGUUAUAACUUUCCAUUUCCUUAUACAGGCCUUUAUAAACCCCCAAGACGCAGAGCCGAGAGAGAGACUUUGAAUUUGCAGAUUAA